Molecule: messenger RNA, 3150 nt
Organism: Trichoderma virens Gv29-8
Lineage: Eukaryota; Fungi; Ascomycota; Sordariomycetes; Hypocreales; Hypocreaceae
Exons: 3
Coding region: 1-3150 (1049 amino acids)
Source: RefSeq, a predicted model, not a curated record
AUGCGUCCGUUUGUCAAGGCCAGCGUUGAUUUCUUCUCUGCGGAGAGAAAAGACAACUAUGUCCACUCUUUACCUGAGCUGAUUGACUUCAACGCUGUUCACAAUCCAGAUCAUACCCUCUGUAUCCAAACCCGGUCAACAGAACCAUCCAUCAAUAUUAGCAACGCACAGUUCAAAGUAGCUGUCGACCAGUGCGCUCAAUGGAUUGCAGAUAACGUCAAAUUGCCGCCUGUUACACCUAAGAAUGGCUUGACUGAGAAACACCCGGUUGCCUUACUCAUGGAAAGUGACUUUGGCCUCUUGGUGCAUCAGUUUGCUCUUGUGUCUAUGGGCAUUCCCCCUCUUGUUCUCUCUGCUCGCCUUAGCCCCGAGGCUAUUUUCCACCUCUUGAAGAGCACCGAAGCAUCGUCUCUCAUCGUCUCCCAGAGAAUUGCCCAGGCUACAAAGGGAGCAUUUGGUAGUGUGAAAGUAAUCGAUAUUCAUGUCGGUCAACCAUAUAGCUCUUUCCUCAAUGUAGAGCAAGACAAACUGGUUAAAAGGCAGGCAACUUAUCCUGACAACGUUGAUGCUAACAUUUUGCUCUUGCACUCGUCUGGCACCACGGGCCUGCCCAAGCCAAUUGCUCUCACUCACCGACAACUGGUAUUCUCAGUUAGUCAUGGCGACUUCGAUAGCGAAGAGGAGGCUCAGGGAAUUGUCAUCUCUACGCUUCCGCUAUUCCAUGGAUUCGGUUUACUUGCUCCUGGACUUGCCAUGUCGAUUGGUAAAACAGUGUGCUUCCCAGCUUCUGACCGGAUUCCCGAUGCUCAAUCAAUUGUCGACCUUGUCAACACAUCUGGUGCAACUGGCAUGAUGACGGUGCCUUUUCUUCUCGAAGAUAUGGCUGGACUUCCAAAUGGUGUCGGCCUCAAGGCUUUGGCUAAACUAGACUUUGUUGGAACAGGAGGAAGUGCUCUGAGUGCCGCAUUUGGAGCCUCUGCUGCAGCCGCAGGAAUCAAGCUUCUGAAUUUGUAUGGAACGACAGAGACAGGUCCCCUUACCAAGACAUUCGCACCCAAAGAUGGCUAUGAUUGGAAGUAUUUCAGACUUCGAAAAGACGUCCCCCUGAAGAUUACAGAGCUAGAGCCCGUCAACGGCGAAAAGAGAUUCAGACUGACAGUGUUCCCAUUUGGCGCCGACAAGCCGUUCGAGAUUGCCGAUCAACUGAUUCGAAACGAGGAUUUCCCCGAAACCGAUUUUGCUGCUGUUGGCAGAGACGACGACGUGGUUGUGCUUGCAACUGGAGAAAAAGUCAAUCCUCUACUUCUAGAGACUGCUCUGACUGAAUCCGGGUUGGUCAAGUCAGCCAUCGCCUUUGGAGAAAACCAAUUCGAGAUUGGUGUCAUUGUAGAGCCGACAACUGCAAUUACUGAUGACGAAAAGGAAGAGUUUAAGAAGAAGAUCUGGCCAAUUAUUGUCCAGGCCGGAGAGCGAAUGGACGCUACCGCGAGAAUCUAUUCAACCGCCGCCGUCAUCGUAGUUUCACCGACAGUUGUGAUUCCGAGAACAGACAAAGGGUCGAUUGCACGAAAAGAAGUGUUUAAGCUUCUCGAAGCUGAAAUUGCUCAGGUGUACAAGGAUCUGGAGAACGGCGCGAUUGACGAAGCGCCACUUAACUACGCAAACCUUGAACAGGAACUCAAGGAAUUGAUUCAAAAGCGACUCAAGCUCCGAGUCAAAGCUGACGCCUGGACGAUUGACGACAACCUCUUUUACCUGGGCCUUGACUCUCUGCAAGCCACAACACUACGAAGAAUUCUGCUUUCAGCAGCUGCAGAAACAUCACACGAUGUUAUUGGAAAGGACUUUAUCUAUGUAAACCCCUCCGUAAAGGCCAUUGCAAACGCACUUCGACAAAACAACUCUUCAAGUACAAGUGGUGGGUCCUUGGCAAAAGAAGUGGAAAGCUAUGCUCAACAGUACUCAGUUAAGGGCAUCAAUGUCACAGAAGCAGGCAACCCGGGUCCCAAGCUUGUUCAAGGAGCAGUUGUUCUUUUGACAGGCAGCUCUGGUAGUUUGGGAUCUCAUGCUUUAGCACAGCUCGCAAGGUCGCCUGAUGUUGCAAAAGUUGUCUGUUUAUUCAGGAAACGUCCGGGCACCGUCAUCAGCCCUAUUCCUGGAGCUGUCAAGGUUGACAGGUCUGCUCUUGCAUCCAAGGGCAUUGAGUUGACAGACGAAGAGUGGACAAAGGUUACGGCCUUGGAAGUCGACCCCAGUGCGGACAACUUGGGGCUUCCGCCAAUGGUUUACGGCAUGGUGUCAAAAACUGUCACACAUGUGUUGCACGCAGCAUGGCCAAUGAACUUUCACAUGCAUCUCCCGUCCUUUGCUUACCAGUUUUCCUUCUUGAAGAAUCUCUUGCAGCUGGCUGUUGAAGCGCCGCAAAAGGUCCGAUUCCAGUUCAUCUCGUCGAUUUCUGCCCUUGCGAAACUGGGGUUGGUCAACCCAGGACAAAGCAUUCCGGAGACUCCCCUAGAUGUGGAAAGUGCUGCAUGUGGAAUCGGCUAUGCCGAUGCUAAACUGGCCUGCGAAAAGAUCCUGGAGGAGGCAGCGUCGCUAUACAGCAGCACACUAGAGGUCUCAAUUGUCCGAUGUGGGCAGUUGACUGGGUCUAGGAAAACGGGAGCGUGGAAUGUCAUCGAGCAGAUCCCAAUGCUUAUCCGCACUUCCCAGGGCUUGGGUAUUCUGCCGAUAAUUGAAGGAACCGUUUCGUGGAUCCCAGUAGACGAUGCUGCGGCGGCGGUGACUGAAAUCCUGCUAAUCCAGGAGGCUCCCGAAUUAGUUGCCCACGUGGAGAACCCGGUGAGACAGCCAUGGAAGCAAGUUUUGGACGUCAUCGGAACUGAGCUGGGAAUCACACAGUCAAUCCCGUUUGAUGAUUGGCUUGAGAAAGUGGCCGCUACGGAUGACAAGGAUGCCGAUGUCUAUCCCGUGAAGAAGCUCUACGAGUUCUUCAAGCUUUACUUCCGCAUUGCCUCUUCCGGCGCGGUCAUCAUGGGGACAGAUGUUAGCCGCAAGAGCUCAGCCACGCUCCGCACACUCACGGCUCUAGACAAGGAUGUCAUUGCUGGAUAUGUCAAGUACUGGAAAACCGCAGGCUAUCUAAACUAG